AAUAUUAAUUCUGAUUAAAUCCGUCCGAUUUCAGUAGCCGGUCACACCAAUUUUUAUAAUACAAAACGUAAGGCAUCUAUUUAUUUAUUUAACGUAAUCAAUAAAAUGAGGACCAAUCAUGCUCAGACACUUGUGUUUUGGCAUUUCCCGCCAAAUCCUCUAAACAAAACCCUAAUUUCGUCAAUUGACAGCAGAAGGAGGAGAUCGUGGAACUUGGAUCAUAAUUUUCAAAAUUGAAAGCAGAAACAAGAUGCAAAUCAAGGUGAAGUGCAGUUGUGGAGAAGGCGACUGCCCGGAGUGGGCAAUUGUGGAGCUUCAGGGUGUCGUCGAAGCCCAACCCCUAUUUCAGGACCGCAUUCAAAAUCUCCAGAUCGGCGUUCUCUGCCGCCCUUCUUCUCAGGAAAGUUACACAUUUACAGUUGGGUACCAUGAGCUGAUAGGGUCAAAAGUCAGUCUGAAGAAACCGAUUUUAGUGUUGAAGAAGAUUAAGCUCCACAACAAAGAAGAAGAAGAAGACGACGACGAGGAAGGUGCCGGCGGUGUAAAUUCUUCUAAGGCGGUAGAAUUGGAUGUGAUUGGAGUUAUUCGCCACAAGAUAUUAUUCAAGACCAGGCCUAAAGCUCUUAUAACUAAAACUCAACCAUUUGUGAAGGAAAAAAUCGGUGCGCCCAGUCCUCUGUUGCCACACUGAUUCGAUCGAGCUGUGUUAGUCGUAAACCCGGUGGAGGUAAAUUACAUGAGGAUACUAUUGGAACUUGUGGUUUUUGCAUGUAGCUGCUGUAUAAGCAUGAAUUAUCGUCUCGCAUAACAUUUAUUUUUCAAUUCUGUUAUCAUAAUUUGCAUGUAAAAAAAGAAUUUUACUUGAAAGAAGUGGCUAUCUGAGAUCAAAUUUGUAAUAAUAAAUCGACAAGUUGAAUUAUUUAGUAAUGCAAAGUUUACGAUUAUAUACA
This is a messenger RNA of Erythranthe guttata (spotted monkey flower), 950 nucleotides long. RefSeq names its product chromosome transmission fidelity-like protein. NCBI's taxonomy places the organism in Eukaryota, Viridiplantae, Streptophyta, Magnoliopsida, Lamiales, Phrymaceae. Gene Ontology annotation, biological process: mitotic sister chromatid cohesion. The record is from RefSeq and is a predicted model, not a curated record. Gene Ontology annotation, cellular component: Ctf18 RFC-like complex.